AUGUACGAGGUCCAACCACGGCAAGUAGAUAUUGCGCUUGUUAUCGCAUGCCACGACGGCAAUUUUGAAGAAGUCAAGCGAUUGGUAGAGGAUGAAGAUGCAGAUAUAUGUUACCAGGAUUUUAAAACUGGAAUGAGCGUUUUAAUGGUUGCGGCAGGAGCUGGACACACAGAUAUUGUAAACUAUUUAUUAUCAGAAGGUGCCCCCUGGAAUGCAGUUGAUCGAAGCUAUUUGUGCGCCGGGGAUUAUGCCGCUAGAAAUAAACAGCAAGAUUGUAUUGAUAUCCUGAUGAAUCAUGCAGUUAUGUCUGAGUUACUUUUGUGUAUUGCAGUAAACAAGUCAGAUGCAGGAGAGUCUUUGAAAAAUGUUGAUUCUAUGGAUCUCACUACUACUGUAAACACACGUGCAAAUAACUCUUCAGAAGCCCUUAACGCUUCUUACCUUUCUAGUCGACUGGACUGUAAUGAUGGAUUGGGAAACUCCAAUAAUGGAGAACAUGCAGCGUGGAUUUGUCAUGCAGACGAAAUAGAUAGUACUAUCAGUUUACCUAUUCGAGUUUUAAAUAUUGGAUUUGGUUUGGGGAUUGUUGACACGGCUAUACAAAAGUAUUCACCUGACUCACAUUAUAUAAUAGAAGCUCAUCCGGAGGUGUUGAAGAAAAUGAAGUCCGAAGAAUGGUUUGCUAAGCCAGGCGUCAAGAUAAUUCCAAGUAAAUGGCAAGAUGCGGUCGUCUUACUAGCCAAAGAAAUUGAUGACGGGGCAAUUCCAAGGUUUAGUGGAAUAUUUUUUGACACAUAUGCAGAGGACGAUAAUGAUUUGAGAGAAUUUCAUACGUGGUUACCCAAACUUCUUUCUAUACCUAAUCAAAAAAGUGUGGGAGAUCCAUCUUUCUCAGGAAGGUACUCUUAUUAUAACGGUUUGUGUCCUGACAAUGUAUUUUUUCACGGAGUCGCAUGCGAAACAAUGAGGUUGCAUUUAAAAAGGUUGGGAAUAAGUUGUAUAUUUGCCCCAGUUGCUGUCGACGUUGCAGACCAAGAGAUGUGGAAAGAUGUUUCUCAAAGAUAUUGGUAUUUUGAUACAUAUUUCUUGCCAAAGUGUACUUUUGAUCUUGGUGAAAAGGACUAA
Schistosoma mattheei is the source of this 1125-nucleotide messenger RNA. The record is from the annotation of a GenBank genome assembly. Lineage: Eukaryota; Metazoa; Platyhelminthes; Trematoda; Strigeidida; Schistosomatidae.